AUGGGCAUCGAAGAGCAGGUGCGCGGCCUUGUCGACAAGGCGAUUGCGCUGCCGCUGGGCACACGCGUCCUUACUGGGCUCGUGCUUGUCUUUUCUGGCCUGCUGGCGCUGCUGCGCAUCUUUGCGCUGCUGCCCACCAGUGUCGGCGCGGCGUAUGCGGACGGUGCGGUGCACUAUCCGUACCUGGUUGUGGUCCCCGGCCAAGUGCUCUGGUUCCCCUGGACGCUGCUCACGGCGGCCUUUUGCGAGACGAGCAUUGUCGAGUUUCUCGUGUCGAUCGGCACGGUGCCGCUGGCCGCGGCCUACCUCGAGCAGCACUGGGGCGCAGUCGAGCUGCUCCAGUUUACGGCGAUUGUCGUGGUGGUGUCGAAUGUGAUUGCGUCCGGCCUGUCGGUCCUGAUGUUUAUGGUGCUCCGCACCGACAAGGCCCUCUUUGGCACGCAGUUCCACGGUCUCGAGGCGCUGCAGACCGGCUUCCUGGUCGCCUUUGCGCAGCUCAUCCCGCAGCACCAGAUCCAGCUGUUUGGCUCGCGCAUCGCUGUGCACGUCCGCGACCUGCCGAUGUUGUACGUCGGCUUCUCGAACGUCAUGUGCCUCCUCGGCUUCAUGUCGCCGUACCUCUUGAUCCAGUUUGGCUGGCUCGUUGCGUGGGUCUACCUGCGCUUCUACCAGCUGGGCGAGAUGGGCGUGCGCGGCGACCGCAGCGACACGUUUGCGUUCAUCCACUGGUUCCCUCCGUUUGUGCACAAGCCCCUCGGCAAGGUCACCGCGCUGGUGCACUCGAUCGUGAUGCGCCUCGGCCUCGUGCCGCGGUGGGCGACCGAGUACACGGACCUCGAGCUGAACGUCGACGCGACCACCACGCACACCGCCAGCGCACGCGCCGAGGCCGAGCGGCGACGCGCCAUGGCCCUCGAGGCCCUCGACCAACGCAUGGCCGGCGCAGACACCAAGGCGCCGCUGCCGGAAGAACCUGCGCAAAAAAGCGGUGAGACGUCGAACGCGACGUCGGCUACAUAG
Messenger RNA from Malassezia japonica, 1020 nucleotides. RefSeq lists its product as uncharacterized. The record is from RefSeq and is a predicted model, not a curated record. Gene Ontology annotation, cellular component: Golgi apparatus; membrane. Gene Ontology annotation, biological process: retrograde vesicle-mediated transport, Golgi to endoplasmic reticulum. The coding region runs from base 1 to 1020 and encodes 339 amino acids. Lineage: Eukaryota; Fungi; Basidiomycota; Malasseziomycetes; Malasseziales; Malasseziaceae. The transcript is spliced from 3 exons.